Paramecium octaurelia is the source of this 3231-nucleotide messenger RNA. NCBI's taxonomy places the organism in Eukaryota, Ciliophora, Oligohymenophorea, Peniculida, Parameciidae. The record is from the annotation of a GenBank genome assembly.
AUGAUUUUAUAAAAUGAUAUUAUUUUUUGUUAUUGGAUUAAAAAAAUGUGCCUACGACUAUUUAAAUACUUUUGUUUUAUUUCUGAACCUCAUUUAGAUUGGUCACCUCAUGAAAUGAUCAAUUUGAAGAGUGACUUCUAAGAAUUAAUAGAAAAUCGUUUAAUAGAAGUUAAGAGAUGCUCAAGUGUUUGGAAAUAUUAUGCUAAAAUAGGAUUUCAGGCCUUUUUAUAUCUUUUAAGUGCUCUAGAACUUAUCUUUACAUUAAUUUACAUCUUACAUAAUAAUAUUGCUGAUGAUACUACAUACUUUGAGUUCUGUUAUAAUUUAUCUAUAAUGUCAAGGGUUGUAGUUCAUAUUUUAGCUUGGAUGUAUACUUAUUAUUACAAAGAAAUUGACGAACAUAGUUUUUUUGUUGAAAUUACUAAUUAUUUAUAUUAUAUGUUUAUGGGACGGUUAAGCUAUUGUAAAUUAGCUCCAUUUAUUAUUUAUUACAACAGAGAUUAAUCUAUUAAGUAGUUUUCAUUCAGUUAAAUUAAUAAAUACUAAGAGUUGAGUUACAAACGUAAAAAUAGAAAUCCGUGUAGGCUUUUCAAAGAUAGAAAAAAACCUGUCAAUAUCUUUAGGGAUCUAAUAUUCCAUAGAGUUACUCUCUUCUCAAUGAUGAUAACAAUGGCUAUUUAAACAAUCCCUUAACUCUGUAUAUAAGGCUUUUUUAAUUAAUUAAAAGGAUCAUGGGAUGGAUUAAACCUGUUUUGUUUUGGAUUAUUAGUAAUUAAUUUAAUAAACUACUAUUUCGAAUUUUAAUUCAUUGUAUUAGUUACAACUUAUAGAUAAAUUAGAUUGGAUUAAAAUUGGGGACAUAAAAAAAUCCAGUUAAAGUAUAUUUAUGAAAUAAAACAAUUAUUAAAAUCAGAUUAAAUUAAUAUGUCUUUUUUUUAUUGUAAUAAUUUUUAUAUUGAUCCAAGUAAUUUCAGCCCUUAUUAAAAGAAAAAAUGUAUGAUAUAAAUAUAAGUUACUUAUUAAGGUAGAAUAUGUAUAAAAAUAUUGAAUUUAAAUUUAUUGAUAAAUAUGAAGAAGUUACAUUGUAAUAUUUAGCUAAUUGUUUUAAAUUUAUUAAAGUAGAAUAAAUAAUUCUUUAUUAUCUUGAAGACGAUAAAUUAACAAUGUUGGGAGGUAUUUUUAACAAUAUUCCAAAUUUGAAAAUUGAACCUUAAGCCAUCAGUAAAUUGCCAAUUGAUAAUAUUGAAACAUUCAAUUCGUAUUUUGAUGAAUUAAGUAAGAGAGUCCAAUAAAUAUAAUUUAUUUAAAAUCCAAAAAUAACUGCUGGUUGUUAAUCAUAAGAAAAAAAAUAUGUUACAAAUUAAGGUUACUUAUAACUUUCUGAAGAAUUCUUAGAACUAAUUCCAAUCUAGAGAUACCAAUAUUUUCAACAUGGUGUAAUAAUUAUUAGUAGAGCAAAAGAAUUAAUUGAUAGAAUAACCAAAAGAGAACUUUUUGCAGAAUAUGUUAGUUAAAAUGCUUGUUUGUUAUGUUUGUACGAUGUUUAUAAGGAAUUUUAACGAAUUGGUGAAAAAUUUGAAAUAUGUAUAGCACCGUUUAUCGAAAAUGUUUUCGAUACAGCCUAUUCAUAUUUUUUGAUUCUUUACAUGAUUGAUAGAGCUGAUCUAUUUAUAUAUACCUUUCUAGUUAUAAUCGCAUUCAAUUCAGCAACAUCGACUUUAUCAUUUGCAUUAAUGUUGCAGCGUAGAUUUAGAGCUAUUCUGGGUUUUUUAGUAUUAAACACUAUAAAGCUAGAUUAAGUAUUAAGUUGUGUUGUAAUCCUCUUAGUGAAUAGGGAAUAUUUAAGAAUAAAGAAUAGCUAUUGUAUGAACACUCGCAUUAAGUUUCGGAAAUAUGCCUUAAGAUUUCAGGGUAAUGUUGCUACUUAAGUAUUUGAAUCACAUGAGAAAAUUUCGCUUGCUAUAGGAUAUUCGUCACACCCAUUCUUUUAAUGCAUGAAUUGGAGAUCAACUGUACAAGACACUUUCAAUGUGGUUCCUUAGUUAUGUUUUUUUUUUAUCGAUGUCACCUGUUUAUGAUGUGGAAAAAUUUACUAUAUUGUCAUUUGGGAUAUUCAAAUCUGUUUUUUUUGUAAUAUUAGAUUUACUACAUAUAACUAUUAAAGACUUUUUUAUUCCAGCUUUAAUUUUAAGCACAUCUUCAGUCGAUUAAUUCUUAUAAUCUAUUUAAUAUUUAAGCAGAAUACCAAACCAAAUACUAUUAGCAUAUCCUAAAUCCUUCUCUAUUAUGUCAAAAGCAUAUUUAAAUCAUAUACAAAAAUUUUGUAAUUUUAAAAUUAAUUUGAAAACAAUAAAUUUUUCUGAUUUUUCACACUUAAAAAAAUUGAAGAAGUAAGCUCAGUUUAGGUAUAUACUUGGUUGUAUUUAAAGUAUUUUAGAAAUUGAUUAGGCAUAAAGAUUGUUUUGUAUGGGAAGCGAAUUAGAUGAUUUAAUAAGUUGUUUAAUAGUGAGUCAAAUCUAUUAAUUAAAAUUGAAUUAUUAUUUAGAUGAAGUAAAUUCAAUCCAUAUUCCUCAUAUUAAUGUAAUUAUUAGAAAUUGCCCAAAAUAAUUAAAGUUUUUGCAACUCUAAGUAGAAGCUACAAAUGAACAUUAAAUGGAAUUUUGUGUUGAAAGAACAGGAACUCUAAUAGCAUUUUCAUACUCAUAUUUCUAAAUAAUACAAUAAUAUAGAAAUAAUCCCGCUUAAGUAGGAAUAGAAAUCAAUUUAAAUAUAAAUGACAAUUUUUUAAAAUUAGAUAGAUAUAAUUUUGAGGAAUUUUAUUUUGAAGUUUCUGGUAAUCUUAUUCUUAAUAAUUGUGAAUAAUUAUUUUAAGAAUUCAAUUAUUUGAAACUUUUCAAGGCAUCAAUUAUUAAUAAAGGAACUAUUUAGAGUUUUUAAUUUUCUAAUAAUUUAAGAAGUAAGUAAUUGGAAACUCUUGAUAUUACAUUUGAAAAUAUCAAAUUAGAUUUUUAAGAAUAUAAUUUUAAAAAUCUCCGUUUAUUUAAAAUGAUAUUAAUAAAUUGUGAAUUUAAUAAAGAUUAAUUGAAGGAGCAAUUAGAAAAUCUAAAUGAAUAUAAAAGGGAAAUUUAUAUAGAUAUAUCUUAAUGUUUGUAAAGCUUUACAAGAGAAGAAUAGAGAGACCUAAUUAGAAAAUAAGAACUAAAAGGGACAGAUGUUGUCUUUAAAAUUUGA